This is a messenger RNA of Plasmodium coatneyi, 1908 nucleotides long. RefSeq lists its product as uncharacterized. The record is from RefSeq and is a predicted model, not a curated record. NCBI's taxonomy places the organism in Eukaryota, Apicomplexa, Aconoidasida, Haemosporida, Plasmodiidae. The transcript is spliced from 2 exons. Bases 1 to 1908 code for a protein of 635 amino acids.
AUGAAUACCAAACCAUUUUAUAACACACCAAAAGUAACAAAGGAAGAUCUAGAAAGAGAAUUUGACAAAACAAAGUAUCGCCUCAAAAGUAGCUGGGAUGAACUCACAGAUGGGUCAGAAUAUGCAGAGGAAGAGUUGCUGCACAGACGAAGAAAACAGGACAUGUGCAAAUCAAACUUCUUCACAAACUAUAGUAAAAGCAAGGAGCAGACAUGUAUACUUUUUAAGGGUACGUCUAAAAAGGUGAAUACAUAUAUCCACGGUGCACUUGGGGAGUCCAUAUGCUGGGAAAAGGGAUCCAUCCCAAUUUAUGGAAAAUUAAAAACUUUUAAAAAAAGAAAGAAAAAUCCAAAUAAAGUUUUUUUUUUCAGAGAGUGUACAUCACAUAUAGAUAAUCCACCUCAUACAUGUGAUGAUAGCAGCGAUAGUGUCGUUAGGGAAACCCCCUUUGCGCACAACAACAAGAGGAACUACAACGCCAGGGGGACUAAGUCAGACACUGCAAAAUUAACAAGAAUCAGGGGAAGAAACCUAAAUGAGAAGGUAACCAUGUCGUCCAGGUUAGAUGGGAAGAGUAAGAACGAUGAUCAGAACAAUGUUGAUCACAUGACUUAUUUAAAAGUUGCAGGAGAGGAGAAACGAAAUGGGAAUAAUAGAAAAUUGUUUUGGAUUAAUAAUAACCAGACGAACAUUCCCCCAAGAUGCAUGAACCGAAUGAUGUCACCCUACCGUUCCAGUAAAGAGAACGAACAGGGAGAUAUCCUCCUAACAACCCAAAUGAGCAAAUUUGCCAGAGGAAAGUUACGCUUAAGGGUAAGAGAGAAGAAUAAAUUAGACAAGAUGUCCCAAGUACCAGUGGAGGAAAAACUAAAUGAAAGUUCCACUCACUCUUUAGGCGAUUUACUCAAAGGAAUAAUGGCAAGAGGAGGGAGAGAAAAAAAAGUUAACUACGGAGGGAACAUAAAAAAUAAGAGCUACAAAAAUAGGGUCAAUCAUGAGCAACAUGCUGAUCAACACAAUGAGAAACAAAAAGAAUCAAAACAGGUAGCGGUAGGUUACGAUAUAAUGUCGAAGCAAAAGAGACAAAAGGGAAGCCCUCACGUGCGAAUAUGUGUCAAUAAAGAGAAUGCGCGAAACUUUGAUCCGAAAAGCACUAUUGAUUUUGUUCAAAAUUGUGCAUCUGUUGACAAAAGAAUGAAAAAUUACCUAAAUGAGCAACUUAAGUAUUAUGGAUCCAAAUUGAGAAGGGAAAACCUCGAACAAGUUUGUCUCUUCCUCCGCAAAAGGCCUCAACGGAGCGUUCCCCAUGGUUUGGCCAGGAGCCAUCGCAUUGAUGAAGGGGAACACCCAAUGGUGCCAGUCCGCCCGUGUCAAAAUUGCAAAAAGGACAUAAACUUCAAAAGCUACAUAAUGGAAGAAAAUGACACAAAAAACACCGCGACGAUUAUGAAUAACACGAGGGAUGUGGCCCCUACAAUAUCGGACGAAAUAAUGAAACAAAUGAGAGGUCGGGAAAAAGAAAAAAAUGAAGGACAAACGACGAAUUUAGCACACAAAAAUAAACUGACAGACGAGUUAAAAAAAUUGAAAAAAUUGCAAAAAGAGGAAAUCAACUUCUUCUCAAUUUACACACAUUUAACGAAUGAAAUAAGGAUUCUAAAAAAAAUGCUAAACCAACAAACAAGGAACAAUAAAAAAGAUUAUUUAAAAAAAUUAAUUCAAGUAAAAAAAAUUAUUACCAAUUUUGUUACCUAUUUUGAGCAAAUUUUUGCAAAAAUACAGGUAGAAAAAAAUGGGCCAUAUGACCCAACAUACGAUGAAGACAGACACUAUCAUAUUAGUUCCCUCCUAAAAUUGGUAGAGGACGUUAUAAGUAUUCUAGCCGAUCAUUUAUAUCCCGUGGAAUAA